Messenger RNA from Calypte anna (Anna's hummingbird), 2797 nucleotides. It is a transcript of the gene TRAF3IP2, whose product is annotated as TRAF3 interacting protein 2. Bases 708 to 2339 code for a protein of 543 amino acids. Lineage: Eukaryota; Metazoa; Chordata; Aves; Apodiformes; Trochilidae. The transcript is spliced from 12 exons. The record is from RefSeq and is a predicted model, not a curated record. Gene Ontology annotation, biological process: positive regulation of canonical NF-kappaB signal transduction; humoral immune response.
CUGAAGUUAUUUAUCUGUGUGGCUCACACAGAGGCAUCCUGGCUUCCUACAAGAGAGGGAGCAAGCUGCACGCAGGCAUUUCAAGAGAGUUUGAAGCUUCAAAGUGUCACUCCCCCACGCAGGCUCUCCCAACGCCAGAGCUGCUGUGUUGUGUUGUGCUGUGCCGUGCCGAGCCGUGCCGUGCCUGCCUCUUCCACUUCCUGCUGCAGAGCCAGUUCUGCUGCUUACCUGGGAGAGGCAGGAAGGGUGUCGUAAAAGGAGGAGAAACAAACCCAACCACCCAGCCAGCCAAGGAAGGAGACCCAGGCAAGCCAAGAGAGCGACUGGGUGCGCAGGAGGCACUCCAGCCCUCUUGCUUUCCUCAGUCAGCUCAGCGUCAGCCUCUCUCACCCACGAGGAAACAAGACAUGUAUAAUUACAGUGUUCAGGUCCGUCAAGUGCCCUUCACCCACAGCAGUGGCUUUUGAAGUUUGGGACACAGAGGGCACACGUCUGAAAGAUAUAUAAGUUUCUGCACGUUUCAUGAAAGCACAAGUCAUAAAAACAACCAUUACCUGCCCUACAGGGCUAAAAAUCUGGGCUAGGAACGUGACACAUUGCCUUAGUCUUCACUGUGGAGGGUACUCACGGGAGAGGUUUGCUGGAAAAUCCUGGCCUUGCAGUAAAACAGCUGACUCUCAUUUCCAGUGCAACUACAAAACUUGGAAAUGGCCUCCAUGUCAGGCACUUUUGUGGGUAGAAGCAUACCAGUUGAAGUGGAUGAAUCCAUGCCAUGGUCCCCAUUUCCUGAACAUGUCUUGGAGAAUCCUUUACAGCCUUCUGGAGAGGAUAUAGAGGAUGAGGAGCCUCAGAGACAGUGUGACACUCGAGUGCCUCAGCCUAUGGCUAGUCCAUCAGCCCUCUGCAGAGCACCAGCAUGUCACCAGUCAGCACUGUCCGUGGAGCCAGACAGCAGCUUGUGGUCAAAAUAUACCAGUCCUGAUGGCAAUGGACACUCGUCUUCUUCCAGUGAAUCAAUAGCUGGAGUAGUUUCCUCCAGGAUGCAUCUUGUAGCUAUGGACAAGCCAGGCAUGCAGCCAAGAUCACAGCUUUCAGCUGACACUGGGCAUAACUCCAGUAAAUCAGAGCAGAGCUUGUUUAACACUCCCAAGGACUCCCUGGAGGAGAGCAGCCAAGGGAGUUCACAGUCACAGCAACCCUCAGAAAAUAGACUCCCAGCAGACCUGGGCACCAUGGACACAGAGUCCAGCUCCGAGUCACAAGAUAUCAUGGGCAUCAGGCACCUUGAGCCCCCCUUACCACUGGUGUCUGUGCUGAACCCCCAGGACCACCCAGGACCACUGAUCUCCAGGGAGGAUUUUGGACCUGAGCAUCAGCAGUGCCCUGUGUGCCAACACUUGCCCCAUCCCAACGCCUCCUCACAAGCCCACGGCUUUUUUGGGCAUCGCUGCCCAGCAGAGCAGCACCCCCAGGGCCCAUAUGGCAGAGUACCUUACCAACAUUUUGCACAUACAUCACAACCACUUCCUCCUGUUCCUGGACCUUGCAUGAGAGUUAUCCGCCCAGCCCAGCAAGUCAUCCCAAAUUACUCAAACCUUCGUGCUCCCAAGGGUGCUGGGGACCGACCACCCCAGAGGACGUGCUCCUCCCCUGGUCCUCCUCGAUUCCCAAACCAGCUAUACAACCAGCUACCUAAUGGUCAGCUGCCCCCCAAGGCAUGUGGCCCAGAUGAAGCAUGCUGUUGUCCUGACAAUUUUCCAUCUCCAGCUGCUGUCCCGAGACCUUUCAGUAACCCUGCAGCCAGGGGAACGCUGAGAACCAGCAAUCUGCCGGAGGAGUUGCGUAAGGUCUUUAUAACCUACUCGGUGGACACAGCAGUGGAGGUUAUGAAAUUUGUGAACUUCCUGCUAGUAAAUGGAUUCCAAACUGCUAUUGAUAUUUUUGAGGAUACAGUACGAGGUAUUGACAUCAUUAAGUGGAUGGAGCGCUACCUAGGUGAUAAGACGGUGAUGAUAAUCAUAGCAAUCAGUCCAAAAUACAAACAGGAUGUGGAAGGGGCUGAAUCCCAGCUGGACAGGGAUGAACAUGGCUUACAUACUAAAUACAUCCACAGGAUGAUGCAGAUUGAGUUUAUACAACAAGGAAGUAUGAACUUCAGAUUCAUCCCUGUGCUUUUCCCAAAUGCCAGAAAGGAACAUGUGCCUACCUGGCUGCAGAACACUCACAUUUAUAACUGGCCAAAGAAUAAGAAGAACAUCCUUUUGAGGUUACUGAGGGAGGAGGAGUACGUUGCUCCUCCAAUAGGACCUUUACCAACCCUCCAGGUUGUGCCGCUAUGAAUGUUAUUACUUAAAGUGCAGGACAAGCAGUUGUUAAAGGGUUGUUCUUUGGCAGGGGGCCAACCCUCUUCCAGAUGGCUCUCUUUGAUGACAGAAGACACUCUAUCUGCUGAAGGAAUUGGUUGUCUUGGGUAACUCAGGCUCGGUUUGUUCUCUGCCAUGUUAUACAUGCAUUUCUGAAGCUGAUGGGGCAGAACUCCUUUUCUCUAGAUUUUCAAAUCAGCUGCAAAUUGAAAGAAUGCCCAGUUUUACUGUAACAUCUGUUUUUAACAUAUUUCCUUAUUAGUCAAUAUAGGAAAAAAUACCAGAAAUAAUGAUGCAAUAAGUGUAAAAUAAAAAUUACAUCUUCCUUUUAGCUCAGGGUUUCUUUAAAGAUGUUCUUGCCUUGUAUAGCAUUAUUGAAUAGCUGAUUUGUAUAUAUACUAUUAAAUCUAUUUGCCUUUUGUAAGGCAACCUUA